GGUGCCCGGGCGCGUCAUGGCCGCGACCGCGUGGAUGCCCACGGUUUCUCGAUUGCUAGGUGCUUUCAAAACCCAAAAAAAGGUGACCAGAAGUUUUGGUAAUGCUGUACAAACAGUAACUUUAAUCCCAGGAGAUGGCAUAGGACCGGAGAUUUCUGCUGCUGUCAUGAAGAUCUUUGAUGCUGCCAAAGCACCUAUUCAGUGGGAAGAAAGGAAUGUUACAGCUAUCCAAGGACCAGGAGGGAAGUGGAUGAUACCCCCAGAAGCCAAAGAAUCCAUGGAUAAAAACAAAAUGGGAUUAAAAGGGCCUCUGAAGACCCCGAUUGCUGCAGGGCACCCGUCGAUGAAUUUGCUGCUGCGUAAAACCUUUGACCUUUACGCCAACGUGCGUCCGUGCGUGUCCAUCGAGGGCUACAAAACCCCCUACACAGACGUGAACAUCGUCACCAUCCGUGAGAACACUGAGGGCGAGUACAGCGGCAUCGAGCACGUGAUUGUUGAUGGGGUUGUGCAAAGCAUCAAGCUGAUCACAGAGGAAGCCAGCAAGCGCAUUGCAGAGUUUGCUUUUGAAUAUGCCAGAAACAAUCAGAGAAGCCACGUGACUGCUGUGCACAAGGCAAAUAUUAUGAGAAUGUCUGAUGGGCUUUUCUUGAGAAAAUGCAGGGAGGCAGCAGAAAACUGUAAAGAUAUUAAAUUUAAUGAAAUGUAUCUGGAUACUGUAUGUCUGAAUAUGGUUCAGGAUCCAUCUCAAUUUGAUGUGCUUGUUAUGCCAAACUUGUACGGUGACAUCCUCAGUGAUUUGUGUGCUGGACUCAUCGGGGGUCUUGGAGUAACACCCAGUGGAAACAUUGGUGCCAACGGCGUGGCCAUUUUUGAAUCAGUUCAUGGAACAGCACCAGACAUUGCAGGAAAAGACAUGGCAAAUCCAACUGCCCUCCUUCUGAGUGCUGUGAUGAUGCUGCGCCACAUGGGAAUGCACAAACAUGCCACAAAGAUUGAGUCAGCUUGCUUCGAUACAAUUAAAGAUGGAAAGGUCUUGACAAAAGACUUGGGAGGCAAUGCUAAGUGUUCAGAAUUCACAGAGGAGAUCUGCCGCCGAGUACGGGACAAAGACUAAACCUGCUGCUGCUGCUGACUCUGGAAGGACACACCACGGAGCCCAAUAUAUGUAACCUGAUAUCCACAUGCAUAGAGUUUGCUUAUCCCUUGAGAGCAAACUUUUUAGCUGAGGCCUCUCCAUUAAUAAAUCUAGUCCAAAUGGCUACAAAUGAUG
This is a messenger RNA of Parus major (Great Tit), 1273 nucleotides long. It is a transcript of the gene IDH3A, whose product is annotated as isocitrate dehydrogenase (NAD(+)) 3 catalytic subunit alpha. The record is from RefSeq and is a predicted model, not a curated record. Gene Ontology annotation, molecular function: NAD binding; magnesium ion binding; isocitrate dehydrogenase (NAD+) activity. The transcript has 11 exons. Bases 17 to 1117 code for a protein of 366 amino acids. Gene Ontology annotation, cellular component: mitochondrion. NCBI's taxonomy places the organism in Eukaryota, Metazoa, Chordata, Aves, Passeriformes, Paridae. Gene Ontology annotation, biological process: tricarboxylic acid cycle; isocitrate metabolic process.